Molecule: messenger RNA, 875 nt
Organism: Paramuricea clavata
Lineage: Eukaryota; Metazoa; Cnidaria; Anthozoa; Malacalcyonacea; Plexauridae
Source: the annotation of a GenBank genome assembly
AUGGUAUUGCUUUUUAUGAAUCUAGAACUAAUGAAUUGAAUUUUUGGUGGUUGUUUUUGCAUUAUUAAUAUGGCAUUGCCUGUGUAUAGUUUUCCUUGGUUGUGUGGAGCGUAUGGGCUGGUUGGUCGAAACAAAAACAUCCCUCGUCCACAUUUGUACCUCACAGUUAAAAGAGGAGUGAAGAUAUCGUUUGUAUACGACGUGAACAUGAAGAGAAAUUCAAGUGUGACGACGCUAAGGAACACUAUGAACUUCUUCGAGAACCUAAAAGAAAACCAAAAAUUAAAUAUUUGGGUCUCCUUUCAAGUAAAUUGAGAUGUAAAUCAUCUUCUGUCUCACCAGCACCUGGUGGUGGUGUAUUAGCUUGCAGUAACCCCAGUUAUACCAGUCAAAACCCUUUACGAGUACCUGAAGAAAACGAGAAAGAUGAUGUACCUCAGGUCCAGGGAACUGGGACUUUAACCAUGUUUUGCGCCCUCAAUGGACAAAAUUAUGCACUCGCCUGCUUUCAUGUUGCUUGUGCAACUGAUGAAAACCGUUUAAACGCUGCAUUCAAUAAAGUAGAAGAUGUUCAGAAGAUGCGCAAUUCACUUCCAGCUUAUGAAAGUUAUGCAAAGAAACAGCAAUAUUAUUUCACACAAGGCAAUACAGAGAACGACAAUGAGCCCAUCUUAUUUGGAGACGAUGGAAUGGACUGCACGCGUCUUGGUGGUUUUGACAAUUAUCAUUUUGACAACGAAUGUGACAUUUUGUCUCUAAAAGUUUUGGAUGGCAUUAACAUUGAUUGCAAAAUAGCGGAUGCAACUUCUCUUGAUUGGGAUAGUAUAUGGUAUGAAUUGUAUGAGAGUGAUAGUAAUCCAGUGGAAGUGUCUUGA